GGCUGCUGUCAGGCGGGGUGGAGGCGCUGGCGGCUGCGGCGGCCGCAGGACGCGGCCCUUCGGGAGACGGCGGGCUGCGGGCCAUGGGCGCCCUGUGGGCGGUGGGCGGCGGCGGCGGCGGCGGCCGGGGCCCGCGGCUGCCGCUGCCGCUGCUGCUGACGGCGCUGUGGGCGGCCGCCGUGGCGCUGGAGCUGGCCUACGUGCUGGUGCGCGGGCCGGGGCUGCCGGCCGCGGGCCCCCUGGCGCGGGCGCUGCACCUGCUGCUGGCCGCCUUCCAGCUGCUCAACGUGCUGGGCAACGCGGCCCUCUUCGUGCUGCGGGACCCGGGCAUCGGCGGCGUGCUGCUGGCGGGCCGGGCGCUGGGCGGCGGCUGGGACUACUGCUACCAGUGCCAGAGCCAGGUUCCUCCUCGAAGCGGGCACUGCCCCGCCUGCAGGGUCUGCAUCCUCCAACGGGACCACCACUGUCUGCUGCUGGGGCGCUGCGUCGGCUUCAGCAAUUACCGGCCCUUCCUGUGCCUGCUGUUCCACGGGGCGGGCAUCCUGCUGCACGUCACAGCCCUGCUGAGCCCGGCCCUGGGUGCCCUGCUGCGGGCCCACUCUCAGCUGCACGCCGUGGUGCUGCUGCUACUGCCCUGGCUCAUGCUGCUCACUGGUGGCGUGUCCCUGGCCCAGUUUGCCCUGGCCUUUAUAGCAGACACGUGUGUGGCUGGCGCCCUGCUCUGUGGGGCCGGGCUGCUUUUCCACGGGAUGCUGAUGCUACGGGGCCAGACCACCCGGGAGUGGGCCCACGGCCAGCGCCUCUAUGACCUGGGCCCCUGGCGGAACGUGCAGGCUGCUCUGGGCUCCCGCUGGGCCCUCGUGUGGCUCUGGCCCUUCCUGUCCUCCCCACUGCCUGGGGAUGGGAUCACUUUCCAAACCACAGACUGAGGAGGAGCAUGGACUGAUGGAGCCCUUGGGGCUGAGGAGCAUUGAAGGCUGCAGCCAGGCAACCCCCCCCCCCGCCUCAGCUUUCCAGGUUUGGGAUCAAAUUCUCCAAUGCCCCCACCCCUCCCCCACCCAGCAGGGCCCUCCCAUUCCUUCUCCCUGUCUGGCCCUUGGAAUCUGUCUUCAUUGGGGACCCCCCCUCCCCCGGGGCCAUGACAAGGGUGGGCCUAUUGGGCCCAGCUGGGCCUGCCCCAUUUCCCACCACAAUAAAGUCUUGAUGUCACUUGGG
Phascolarctos cinereus (koala) is the source of this 1215-nucleotide messenger RNA. It is a transcript of the gene ZDHHC24, whose product is annotated as zDHHC palmitoyltransferase 24. The record is from RefSeq and is a predicted model, not a curated record. Lineage: Eukaryota; Metazoa; Chordata; Mammalia; Diprotodontia; Phascolarctidae. Gene Ontology annotation, molecular function: protein-cysteine S-palmitoyltransferase activity. Gene Ontology annotation, cellular component: endoplasmic reticulum; Golgi apparatus. Gene Ontology annotation, biological process: protein targeting to membrane; peptidyl-L-cysteine S-palmitoylation.